Molecule: messenger RNA, 2870 nt
Organism: Paramacrobiotus metropolitanus
Lineage: Eukaryota; Metazoa; Tardigrada; Eutardigrada; Parachela; Macrobiotidae
Product: proline-rich protein 36-like
Exons: 5
Coding region: 1363-2520 (385 amino acids)
Source: RefSeq, a predicted model, not a curated record
ACUGGUUCUGUCAAAUCGGUUGCAUUUAACUUAGACUGACAUGUUCGGGUUCUUGAAGCGUACAGGUCCUUCCUGAAUAAAAUAUUAUUUUAUCUUUACUCUGUUGCGCUGGAUCGAAAGAAGAAAUCCCAAAUGGACGUCCGUAGUGCGUAUCUGGGAUGGUUAUUACUGCUUCCCGGAUGUUGCACAGCAUCCAGCUCGCCCAACGGCAGCGUAUCGGCUUGCGAAGUCGGUACAGAGCUGUCUAGCUUCCUUAUCUUGAACCGUUGGCAACCGGAAGAAUCUGGAUCACCAGAGGAUCGAUACGAUGUGGACUGCCCUGAAGCAGCAAAACCUACGGAUUUAAGUUUUGGACUAAGAAAUAUUGCUCCUUCUGCGCAAAACCAGCCAGUUCGUCUGAAGAUUUUCGACGGUGCCUUAUUCAAGCCUCAGCCGUUAUCGUCGCUUUCGGCUCGACUUCUGUUUCUUCAUGUAUCGACUUGCCGGUCAUCACGCAUUACCGGCAUACUUCCAAAGAUACAUGCCUCGAAACUGACCUUUUUUGGAAUAAAAAAAUGCGAUGGAAUGAUUUUGCACAAGGCAGACUUCUCGUCCAAAAAAUCACUAACGACAAUUGCAUUUUUCGCAUCGACUAUUCGUACCAUGGAAAAGGGCACAUUUUCCGAUCUGCCAAGUUUGUCGACACUGGCCUUAGAAGCGUGGUGGGAUGGUGACGAGAGCCAUAAUUUCUUACCAAAAUACAGAGAACAGCUGAUGAAAUUCCAUUGUAACUGCGAAUAUCAGUGGUUUCGGGAUUGGAUUACCAUGAAACGGUUUGGACAGUCACCUUUGAUUGUGGAUGACGAAACCAUAUAUUUUCCCGUCAACUGUCGUGCGCUAACCGAAUCGUUGAACAGCGUGGACUGGAAUCAAACGUCUUACUCGAUCCUUACCAGUUGUUAAUUUUGUAGUUCUUAAACCGAUUCUUUUUAAUACUGUUUCUUCGUCGCCGAUAAUCGCCGGCAUGCAGUACCUGUGUCUGACUCUACUGACGACUGCAACUACUGCACUUUGUAUGUAUCCAUUCCCUUGGAAACUAUGUUUUGUUCUCUAUUAUUUUACGCAUAAAGCAAUGCUUACUUCAAACGUCCGUCAUCAGCUCAUCUAGUCUAGUCAUUCCAUCAAAAUCGCUUUAUUUCUUCGAGAUACUCUUAUGAAUCUUUUAAUAUACUUCCUGCUCGCUUUGAAUUCAUGUAUUCCUAACACAUAUCGAAUUUUCUGCGUACUUCAUGAUUUAAGUUUGGACACACCCCGUUGAACAGUGAAUAAGCCGGAUCACUUCAUCACUGGUUUUGGUCACCAAUCCCCAUCUAACGGUUAUCCAUGCGAAAUUUAUGGUUGUCCUUUUCUAUAUUUUUUCAUCUGAGUUUAAGCCCUUUUGCCUCAGCUAUACCGUUGUCCGCAGUGGCUAACCAUUCUCCGAAUGGUGUUGCGCAACCUCCACAACCUAUAAAACAACCUUCUGGCGCAGCGCUUCCAACCGGACAAAUUCCCCACGUUCAAGCUGCCAGUGUGCCUGCCGGUGCCCUCAACACCAAUGCACUGAAUGUGCCCCAGCAAGCCGCACCGGCCGCUGUCGACUCUUCGGCAUAUGAGGUCAAACCCGGUGAACAUUUCCCUGCAGUACCUGCUCCAUAUGUGCCCGAAACACAUCCCAUAUCGGCGGAAACUCCAAUUCAAAACAUGCCGAAUGCAGCUGGAGCUGGCGAUUCAAAUCUUCAACCACAGAUGGCUCUUCAGGCAGGUCAAACGCUGGAAAAUACAGAAAAAGUUACGGAAACUGGACUGGUUCCGGUUUCACAGCCGGCAUCCCAGCUAUCCAGCAACGAAGCCGCUGAUCCAGCCGUGGCUGUGGCAAACCUUAAAAGGAUGAACUACAACAUGCAACAAGCAGAGCAACCCGGAUUUGCGCAACAGGUGAUUCAGCCCGCACCACCACUAUUGGCCAACCCCCAACUAAGCGGCGCUGGACAAUACCAAGUAUGGGAUGACAUGCAGUCCACUGACCAGCAAAUGGCACCAGUGCGACAGAACACUGGCGGCAAACAUCCUUGGAACCUCCCCGUACCCCCGCCGCCUCCGCCUCCCCAUUACGGCAACUUUGACCCGAACCGACCCCCAACAUUUGCGCAACACCCCAUGCCUCUACCUGCUCAAUUUCCCCCGCCACCGCCUCCGCCUCUCCCACCGGCAUUCAUGCCACCCCCAUCGACAAUGUUUCCUCCACCCUUUGCUGGCCCACCGCCACCCAAUCCUUACGGACCACCAUUGUCUCCACCGCCGUUAAUGGGAUAUCCUCCUCCACCAUCUGCUAUACCGCCUACGUUUAAGCCGCCAACGACAACGAUGCCAACCAAAGCUCCGUCGUGGAUGCAAGUGUUGUCGAAAAUUGAUCUCAACCGAGCGGAUGGACUGUACACACAAGAGGAAAUUGAUCUCAAGAAGGCGUUGUACUACGCCGCAAGGGCAGUUGAAUUGUGAUAAAUUCUCAAGCAACUCACUUUUGGUAAUGGUGGCUGGUGAGAAAAGUGCGCCGGACGCGUGUGUCUUGAAGGAUGCAACGUCAGACAGCGCCGCUACAGUUAUGCCGGUGGAAAAUUAGGGUGAUGUUUCAUUGUUGUUAGGAAGUGGUGGCAUGUUGGUUGUGACAAGUUUUACGCUGACAUCAUGAUUUGUUCCGUUGCGAGAGAUCCUUUAAGGCGAGUCACGGCUCAUGAACCAAGAACAUAUUUUACCGGAAUAUUGACGAAAUAUUUUAUUGUUCCAAUAAUUAUUUUUCGUCUUCCGGUUAACAUUGAGUUUUGAUAAGAAAACAAUGUGUGAAUCUAAGA